Microstroma glucosiphilum is the source of this 1642-nucleotide messenger RNA. RefSeq lists its product as hypothetical. The record is from RefSeq and is a predicted model, not a curated record. The transcript is spliced from 4 exons. Lineage: Eukaryota; Fungi; Basidiomycota; Exobasidiomycetes; Microstromatales; Microstromataceae. Gene Ontology annotation, molecular function: protein binding; phosphatidylinositol binding. Bases 1 to 1383 code for a protein of 460 amino acids.
AUGGUAGGACUCAAAGACUUCAGGCGUUCGCUGAACAAGGAUCGGACAUCAGGCGGCAAACCGGGAAACAAUGGCCUUGGCGGAUCGGCUCAAGGUGGCUUCACGCAGGUCACGUCUGGUCCUCCCACUACCUUUACCAAUGUCAAGAGUGCAGUCUCUCUGCAGCCUCCGAAGAUGGUCAUCAAAGCCAUUCAGGACUACAAGUCUCGUGCCCCACAAGAGCUGUCCUUCACUAGUGGAGACUUCUUUCAUGUCAUCAGCGAGCCAACUGGGCAGAACGCCGAUUGGCUGGAAGCCUGCAACCCCAUCACCAACGCCAGAGGUCUCGUGCCUGCUGCCUGCUUCGAAGUGCUCUCCAGACAAGCUAGACCAGGACAGGGAGGUUCUCCAAUGGCAGCGGGCGGGUCGUCUGGAGGUGCUAGCGUUAUGAGGCUGUACGCAAUGGUCAGAUACGACUUUACUGCCGAGCGAGACGAUGAGCUAGGCGCUGCUGCAGGAGAGCCCAUCAUCGUCAUUGCUCAAUCGAACUUCGAGUGGUUCGUUGCAAAGCCGAUCGGUAGGCUGGGUGGGCCAGGGCUAAUCCCUGUCGCCUUUGUGGAGAUCAAGGAUCUAGCUUCGGGAAAAGCCAUCGAGAACGUAGAGGAGCUCAUCUCCUCGGGCGUGAUACCCACGGUAGAGGAAUGGAAGAAGAUGACCGCAGACUACAAGAAGAACACAAUACCCCUGGGGAGAUUUGACUUUGGAGGCAGCAAUGGAGACUCCGCGCCGGGAGAGGAGCGGGAACUGAUCCUUUACCGGCUCUACGAGGAUUUCUACGAUUUCCAAAUAGCACUAUUGGAUCACUUUUCCGUCGAAGCUGGCCGCCAGAUCGAUGAGAAUGGCAAGCAGAGCAAGCGAAUUCUUCCUCUGAUGCCUGGACCUCUAGAGCAGGUGGAUGACUAUAUCACUGCUCAACGGCGAGGUGAUCUCGACCAGUACAUUGCAGAGCUCUGCGCUCUACCAGAGUACAUCCUUCGUUCCGAGAUCGUUCGGCUCUUCUUUGAGCCGAGGCCAGGAGACCACUGCACUACGCACCCCCCUCGCGUUGGGGCAGGUAUGACAAGCCUUCCUGGCGGUGGUGCAUCCGCGCCGUCCUUUAUCAAGAUCAAGAUCUUCUCCCGCACUUCGGACGAUCUAGUGGCCAUUCGUGUACCCCCGACUGUGACGUACGACUCGCUGAUGGAAAAAGUCAGAGCUCGUCUAGGUCCAGAAGUCGGCGUGUUGAGAUACCCUGAGGCGAGUGCUACCCCUGGAGCUCCCAUGGUGCGAAUGCACGAUGAUGAAGACCUCAAGGAGUGGCUUGCCAGCGGUCUCAAGCUCAACUUGUACGCCGACAAGAAUUAGCGACAUCGAUUCCACCCCUCUGCCCCUCGGCAAUACCACGUUCCCGUUGUAUCUACUUUGCUCCAACUUUUGGCCUAGUCUAACCCCCUUUCCCUUCUUCGAGAAGCCCCUCUUUCCGCCUGUCCGUCUCGCCUCGUAUUGUCACACUCUGCUCCGGUAUUUCCCCUCACAAUCUCCGUCCACCUGUCUUGUUGUAGUGAAGCUGCACUUUUUUGCUCAAUCGUACAGUAAUUCAAGGUAGCGUCGCCCGUCUCAGUCC